Clarias gariepinus (North African catfish) is the source of this 2478-nucleotide messenger RNA. It is a transcript of the gene camlg, whose product is annotated as calcium modulating ligand. Gene Ontology annotation, biological process: tail-anchored membrane protein insertion into ER membrane. Bases 228 to 1034 code for a protein of 268 amino acids. Lineage: Eukaryota; Metazoa; Chordata; Actinopteri; Siluriformes; Clariidae. The record is from RefSeq and is a predicted model, not a curated record. Gene Ontology annotation, cellular component: GET complex. The transcript is spliced from 4 exons.
CUAUUGUUCACUUGUUCCCUAAGUCGUUUACACGUUUCUGUAAACUGAACAAUUUCGCUCCCUGCAGUUUGGAAUCGCACUUAACAUGGCUGACCACUCUGUGCGGGACACUCUGCAGGGAACAACAAGCCGUUCGGGACGCAGCCGUUGAUUUGUAUUAACGCAGUAGCAAACGGGGUUCGUUAAAGAAGAUUUUAAUAAAUAAGAAAUCGGUGUGUGUUGAAGAGAUGGAGAAUGAAAGAUCGACGGCGGAGGAGAGAGGAGUGAGCGCGGCGCAGAGGCGAGCGGAAAUCCGCCGCAGGAAACUCUUAAUGAAUUCCGAGCAGAGAAUGAACAGAAUUGUGGGGUUUAAUAAAAACGACGGAGAAAAGAGCGAACACCAUCGUGUUAAAGAACCACAGUUCCACCUAGACUUGGACAGGAACGAGUGUUUCUCCUCCUCGUUGUCUACUAAAAGAGUGUCUCCGUAUGUCUCGGAGGUUCGGAGUGAGGGAUCGAUUUUAGACGAGAGGAAGGAGGAGGAUGUGGAGGAAACCGAGCGAGGAGUUCGGCUCAGGCCAAGGGGGGAGACGUCGAGUGAAGAGCGCUCUUGUUCUCCUCGCAGGGGUUUAAACACCUACCUGUCUCGCUUUGAUGAUGCGAUGAAGCUGCGUGGUCAACUGGCCAACGAGAAGGCGUCACAGGAGAACGGCGCAGAGGUGGAAGAGUUCGACUCGUUUCGGCUUUUCCGGCUGCUUGGCAGUGUGGUGUUAGCCGUGUGUGUGCGCGUGUUUGUCUGCCACUACCUGUCUAUAUUUGCACCCUUUCUCACACUGGAGCUUGCCUACAUGGGGUUGUACAAAUACUUCCCAAAGGUGGAGAGGAAGAUGAAGACGACGGUGCUGUCUGCAGCGCUGCUUCUCUCAGGGAUUCCAGCUGAAGUGAUCAAUCGCUCAGCAGAAACCUACAGGACGAUGGGAGACGUUUUCUCCGAUCUCUGUGUUUAUUUUUUCACCUUCAUCACCUGUCAUGAGAUCAUCACUGCUUUCUCCUAACAGUUCACUUAAAGAACAUACACUCACACAUCAGUGUGUUUAUUCCACUUUGCUGCAGUAUUCCAACUAGUUUCCCCUUGGUUAAGUCUCCUAGUCAUUUUAAGUGCUGCUCUAUUGCCAGUUGAAGCAGUUUACAAAGGAACAGGUAAAAUUUUAUCCCUCCAUCUUUCCUGCUAGUAGAAGAGCACUACUGGUCAGUGCUAACAAAUUAGCAGCCUAGCUAUUUAGCAUGAGAGCUAGUCAGCAAACUGUACAGAAAUUGUGUGCGCAUGUGUUUGAGUCAUAGUUCUCGCCGCACUGUGUGUGCGUAAUAUUACAGGGGUUAGUCAAAUAUUAUCCACGCUCCAGUUAUGUUAAAACUUCUGUUGGCCGCACUGUUUUAACAGCACUUUCCGUUUUACUUCUGCUACUGUCUCCCCAGUCAUUACUGUGCAGGUGUAAACGUGUGACAUCAGUUCAUUCAGUCAGUUAAUUUAACUGUGGUGCGAGCAAAAAUUAGUCAACCAUUUGUGAUUUGCCCAAAAGAGGUGCAGUGUUUCUUCUAUUUCUCUGUAUUAUAUAUUUUUUGUGGUCUGAGCAUUUGCCUGGUACUAUUACUUACUGGAAACUUUGUUCGCAGUACAGAGAAAAUAUUUUGUUAAGAUGUGUGUGUAAAGAGAAGUUCAAUAAAGGUCACAUAAGUGUUAGCCAUCAAGAAGGAGGUGAACAUUUAUCACUACAAGCUUUAGAGUAAAUGGCAUGGAAUGGAAAUGUCCUCGUUCACCAACUAAGCAAAAAUCGUCCACGUCCACACACUUCUGCUCACACUGUCGACAUACUGCAAAAACUUUUGUUUACAGGUGUUAAGGCAUCCUUACUAUAGUUCUGAUCUUGCUUCAUCAAACUUUCAGCUGUUUGGUCCCCUGAAAGCAGCCCUGUGAGACAAUGAUUCACUUUUUAAGUAGAAGAGAAGACAGCAUUGCAUUUUUUUUUUAUCAUGGAAUAUGAAAGCUCGUUGGAAAAUGGACAAAGAAUAUUGGAGAGCAAGGAGAUUAUGUUAAAAAAUAUAUUUAUUUGUCUUUUCAAAAAAAAUAGUUAAAUCAAUUCUACAGCCAAAGUGUGGAUAAUUUUAGACUCGCUCUUGUAUGUUCCUGUUUAUCAUCCCUACACAUCGCGCACUACACAGUUCCCCUUAGGCUUAAAUUGCUUAAGUGUUAUUGGGGAGAAAAUAGCAGUGUUGGUGAGAUAAACAGUUAAGUGUCAUUGUGUUUUGAUCCUUAUUGUGUUGCUGGCUUAUUAGUAAUGUGAACAAUUUGUUUAAGUUUCUUUUAAAAAAAACUUGAUUAAUAUUAUUUAUGCUGCUUUCUUUUAUGUAAUUAUUCCGUAAAACAAAUUCUGCUACCUGUUACUGCAAAAUUACUGUUCAUUACAAGAUGUGUAAACAAUAAACUUCAGUAAACAGUCA